GCAGGUCUGGACGGUUCGCCUUUUCCCAAGGCUUCCCUUCACCCCGGAAAACGCUGCAGAGUGUAGAGUAUUUGAAACCUCAAGGGACCAAGAUGUCAGCUCCUAACAAAGCUAUCAUUGAAGCAGAGAAGGAGGCUCUUAACCUGAAGUUACCCCCCAUUGUCCAUCCUUCAGAAAACAUGGGUGUUGACACACCAUAUCAGAGUAAACUGCUAACUUACAGAAGGUGCAAGGAGCAGCAGAAGAAAAUUAAUCAGCUAGUAAUUUCUGGAGCCAAAAUAAAUCUAGAGAAAACACUGGAAAAAAGGGUACCACCAUCACCAGAGCCUGAUUAUCCUCCAACUAUGACCAGUGAAAUUAAAAAAAAAGGACUCAACUACAUCUACAUGAAGCAGUGUGUGGAAAGUAGCCCAAUCGUGCCCAUUCAGCAGGAGUGGCUGGACCACAUGCUAAUGCUUGUCCCUGAGCACUUGAAGGAAGGGAAACAAAGACAAGAACUGCUUCAGAGCCUCAUAAGUGAGGUGGCGGCUGACUUUAAUAAAAGCAUGAAGAGGUAUAUGGUACACAGCGUUCUUGUGAAACCUCCAGUUAAAUGGCUCGAAGAUGAAGGAGGCCCUUUACCUGAACCUCCUGUAGGACUAGAUUAUUCCAAACCUUGGCAUGCUAGCUAUGUGCAAGCAAGAAAUCAAAUAGCAGCUAAUUUACACAUUGUUCACCCAAGUAUGAAAAUAUUACUGGAAUUUGGUUAUACAACGUUUGCUAAUACCACUUUGCUAGAUUUAACAGGAAUCAGAGCUAGAGGCCCAAUUGAUUGUGAAUCACUGAGGAAUGAUCUAUCAAUUCAAGCUAAAAAAGCAGAAGAGAAGAUCAUGAACACAUGGUACCCCAAGGUUAUCAAUCUGUUUACUAAGAAGGAAGCACUGGAAGACAUUAAGCCUGAAAAACUGGACUCCUUUUUCAGCUGUGUUUCCACACUCAUGUCGAACCAGCUAAAGGAUCUCUUACGGAGGACUGUUGAAGGAUUUGUAAACCUCUUUGACCCCAAACAUCAAGAAAGACUGCCGAUAUUUAAGAUGGAGUUGACAUUUGAUGAAGAUAGGAUGGAAUUUUACCCUACCUUUCAAGAUAUGGAAGAUGUAGUUUUGAGUUUGGUUGAGCGAAUAUCUGAAGCUCUGCAGAAUGUCCAAACAAUACCCUCUUGGCUAUCAGGAACUAUCUCCCCUUCCACUCUUGACACAGAACUUCCUGAGCACGUGUUACAGUGGGCUGUUAAUAUGCUGAAGUCAGCAGUACAACAGAACUUAGAAGGUGCAAAAAUGCAUUACGAGGAAUAUGUCACAAAAUACAAUUGGCUGCUUGAUGGGACUGCUGUGACCAUGGUGAAGGCUUUCCAGGAUGAAGAACAUACUUUUGAUGAGUACACACAGUUUAUAGAAAAAUUUUUCAGUCUUGCCUCAGAAAUCAUGCUCUUGCCUCAGUGGGUUCAUUUCCCCAUGGUGCGUCUGGAUUGUGAAGACUUGAAGAUAGGCCUGACAAACAAGGCAAAAGACUUUGCAAACAUACUGUUAAACAACAUUGCUUCAAAACACAAGAAAGAAAAUGAAGCCAUUUGCAGCGAAUUUGAAGCGAUUAAGGAGCAUGCAUUAAGAGUUCCUGAGACGACAGAAGAAAUGAUGGAGCUGAUAGCUUACAUAGAAAAAGCUCGGAUUUCCGGAAUCCAUGACUUAGCCCUGAGGAUCCAGGAAUCUAAACGCCAAAUGAGUUACUUUUUAGACGUUUUCCUGUUUUCUCAAGAAGACUUAAACUUAAAUGCAACUGUCCUCAUGUGGCCCAAGAAAAUUAACCCAAUUUUUGAUGAAAAUGAUGAGCUCAUUGAAAAUGCUAAACAUAGAAGAGAAAAUGAACUAAUUGCCAAGAGAGAGAAACUGAUUUUGGAAUUAGAAAAAGAGUCCCGCAGCAUGGAGGAGUUUAUGGAGUUUGCGGAGCUGGAGCGCAUGCAGCAGUACGUGACAGAUGUCAGACAGCUGCAGAAGCGCAUCCAGGAGUCGGAGGAAGCCGUGCAGUUCAUUAAUAAAGAGGAGGAGCUGUUCAAGUGGGAACUGACCAAGUACCCCGAGCUGGAUAAGUUGAAAGUUAACAUCGAGCCCUAUCAGAAGUUUUUUAAUUUUGUCUUGAAGUGGCAACGAACAGAAAAACGGUGGAUGGAUGGAGGGUUUUUGGACCUCAACGGUGAAAGCAUGGAAGCUGAUGUAGAUGAAUUUUCCCGAGAAGUGUUUAAGACCCUGAGGUUUUUCCAGACAAAGCAAAAGAAAGAAUUACAAGAAAAAAGAAAGGCAAGGAGACAGUCUACGGUGGAAGAGAGACCCGAAGAAGAAGUAAGGGAGAAUCCUACCAUUGCCAUGUGCACCACGGUCAUGGAGCAGAUCAAGGUUUUUAAGGACUAUAUUCCUACCGUUUCCAUUCUGUGCAAUCCAGGAAUGCGAGCUCGUCACUGGCAACAGAUGUCAGAAAUCGUAGGCUACGACUUGACUCCAGACUCUGGAACUACCCUGAGAAAAGUUCUGAAACUGAACCUGGCACCAUAUUUAGAAAAAUUUGAAACGAUAAGUGCAGGUGCCAGCAAGGAGUUUUCCUUAGAGAAAGCCUUGCAUGUAAUGAUAGGAACUUGGGACGAUAUUUCUUUUAAUAUCAAUCUAUAUCGUGACACUGGAGUCUAUAUUCUUUCUUCAGUGGAUGAGAUUCAGGCAAUCCUUGAUGAUCAAAUCAUAAAAACUCAGACAAUGAGAGGCUCACCUUUUAUCAAACCAUUUGACAAGGAGAUCAAGGCCUGGGAAGACCGUUUGAUUCGAAUCCAGGAAACGAUUGAUGAGUGGUUGAAAGUGCAAGCUCAGUGGCUGUACUUAGAGCCCAUCUUUUGCUCUGAGGACAUCAUGCAGCAGAUGCCUGAAGAAGGGCGUCAGUUUCAGACUGUGGACAGACACUGGAGGGACAUCAUGAGGUUCUGUGCUAAGGAUCCAAAGGUUCUUGCUGCUACAUCUUUAACAGGCUUACUGGAAAAACUUCAGAACUGCAAUGAUCUUUUGGAGAAAAUCAUGAAAGGGCUGAAUGCAUAUCUUGAAAAGAAGCGGCUUUUCUUCCCUCGUUUUUUCUUCUUAUCUAAUGACGAAAUGUUAGAGAUUUUGUCAGAGACUAAAGAUCCACUUAGAGUUCAACCACACUUAAAAAAAUGCUUCGAGGGCAUUGCUAAAUUGGAAUUCCUGCGCAACCUGGACAUUAAGGCCAUGUUCAGCUCUGAGGGUGAGCGGGUGGAGCUGAUUUCCCUCAUCUCCACAUCUGCGGCACGGGGGGCUGUGGAGAAGUGGCUCAUUCAAGUAGAAGAUCUAAUGCUGCGGAGUAUUCACGACGUGAUCGCUGCAUCCCGCCUGGCUUAUCCAGAAUCUGCAAGAAAAGACUGGGUCCGGGAGUGGCCUGGCCAGGUGGUGCUUUGUGUUUCUCAAAUGUUCUGGACUUCAGAGACACAGGAGGUGAUAAGUGGCGGGACAGAGGGACUAAGGAAGUAUUAUAAGGAACUCCAGCAUCAACUAAAUGAUAUUGUAGAGCUAGUGAGAGGCAAAUUGUCAAAGCAGACCAGGACUACCCUGGGGGCAUUGGUUACAAUUGAUGUCCAUGCCAGAGAUGUGGUAAUGGACAUGAUUGACAUGGGUGUCUCACAUGAUACAGAUUUCCAGUGGCUUGCUCAGCUCCGUUAUUACUGGGAAUAUGAGAAUGCUCGUGUGCGUAUCAUCAACUGCAAUGUAAAAUAUGCUUAUGAAUAUCUUGGCAACUCACCUCGACUCGUCAUAACUCCUUUAACUGACAGAUGUUACAGAACAUUGAUAGGUGCCUUCUAUUUAAACCUUGGAGGUGCUCCGGAGGGGCCAGCAGGCACAGGGAAAACAGAGACCACCAAGGACUUGGCUAAGGCUCUUGCUGUGCAGUGCGUGGUAUUUAACUGCUCCGAUGGGCUAGAUUACCUAGCCAUGGGAAAGUUUUUUAAGGGCUUGGCUUCCUCUGGUGCUUGGGCUUGCUUUGACGAGUUUAACCGGAUUGAGCUGGAAGUGCUGUCCGUGGUGGCUCAGCAGAUACUUUGCAUCCAGAGAGCCAUUCAGCAGAAGCUGGAAGUGUUUGUAUUUGAAGGCACAGAGCUCAAGCUUAAUCCCAACUGUUUUGUCGCUAUUACCAUGAAUCCUGGUUAUGCAGGACGUUCUGAACUACCAGAUAACCUUAAGGUUCUUUUUAGGACAGUGGCUAUGAUGGUUCCAAACUACGCCCUGAUUGCAGAAAUCUCCCUCUACUCCUAUGGGUUUCUGAAUGCAAAGCCUCUGUCUGUGAAGAUAGUGAUGACCUAUCGGCUUUGCUCAGAGCAGCUCUCGUCACAGUUUCAUUAUGACUACGGAAUGCGAGCAGUGAAAGCAGUUUUGGUGGCUGCUGGGAACCUAAAAUUAAAGUAUCCAGAUGAAAACGAAGAUAUACUACUUCUUCGAUCAAUUAAAGAUGUAAAUGAACCGAAGUUUCUGUCACAUGACAUACCCUUAUUUAACGGAAUAACUAGUGACUUAUUUCCUGGUAUCAAACUUCCUGAAGCUGACUAUCAUGAAUUCCUAGAAUGUGCGCAUGAAACCUGCAAAGCACACAAUCUUCAGCCUGUUAAAUUUUUUCUUGACAAAAUAAUUCAGACAUAUGAAAUGAUGAUCGUUAGACAUGGAUUUAUGUUAGUAGGAGAGCCUUUUGCUGCUAAGACCAAAGUUCUGCACGUGCUGGCUGACAUUUUGACCCUGAUGCAUGAGCGUGGCUAUGGAGAGGAGGAAAGGGUUACUUACAGAACUGUAAACCCCAAAUCAAUUACGAUGGGCCAACUUUUUGGACAGUUUGACCCAGUAUCUCAUGAGUGGACUGAUGGUAUUGUGGCAAACACUUUUAGAGAAUUUGCCUUAUCAGAAGCACCUGACCGGAAAUGGGUUGUGUUUGAUGGUCCGAUUGACACUUUGUGGAUAGAGAGUAUGAACACUGUAUUGGAUGAUAACAAAAAGCUUUGUCUCAUGAGUGGAGAAAUCAUUCAAAUGUCACCUCAAAUGAGCCUCAUCUUUGAAGCAAUGGACCUUUCACAGGCCUCACCUGCCACGGUCAGUCGCUGUGGCAUGAUUUAUUUGGAGCCCUCCCAGCUAGGGUGGAAACCACUCGUGUCUUCGUGGUUAGAUUCGCUGAACGCGCCUCUGAAUGAAUCAGAACAUCAAGCUCUGCUGAGAGGACUGUUUGACUGGCUGGUCCCACCCAGCUUAGCAUUUCGUAAGAAAAACUGCAAGGAGCUGAUUCCCACGAGCAACAGCAAUGCAGUCGUGUCGCUCACGCGCCUUUUCGAGGUGCUGCUCUGCGAUGUGGUAGAAUGUGAUCCCACCAGCAAGCACAUUCGUGUUUGGAUUAUGGCUUGCUUUAUAUUCUCGUUAGUUUGGUCCGUUGGAGGGAGCUGUGAUACAGAUGGCCGUGUCGCUUUUGAUCACUUUGUACGGUCCAUCAUAGCGGGGAAGGUUGAAGACAGCUCAAUACCACCUUCUGUGUCUAAAUGGGAAUGCCCAUUUGAAGAAAAAGGCCUGGUCUAUGACUAUACGUAUGAGUUGAGAAAUCGAGGUCGCUGGAUCCAUUGGCAUGAACUAAUUAAAAGUACUUCUGUAGAAGACAAAUGUACCAAGAUUCAAGACAUAAUAAUCCCUACAAUGGACACAAUUAGAUAUACAUUCCUCAUGGAUUUGAGCAUUACCUAUGCAAAGCCAUUGCUUUUAGUGGGUCCAACGGGCACAGGAAAAUCAGUGUAUGUGAAGGAUAAGCUUAUGAAUCACUUGGAAAAGGACAAGUACUUCCCUUUCUACAUGAAUUUCUCUGCACGGACCAGUGCCAAUCAGAUUCAGAACAUUAUUAUGGCUAGAUUGGAUAAAAGGCGCAAAGGAGUUUUUGGACCACCUAUGGGAAAGAAGUGUAUAAUUUUUAUAGAUGAUAUGAAUAUGCCUGCAUUGGAGAAAUAUGGAGCUCAACCUCCUAUUGAAUUAUUAAGGCAAUUUUUUGACUGUGGACAUUGGUAUGAUCUUAAGGACACAAGUAAAAUCACACUAGUUGACAUAGAGCUGAUUGCUGCCAUGGGCCCCCCAGGUGGUGGAAGAAAUCCGGUCACUCCUCGCUUUAUCCGCCAUUUCAACAUCUGCAGUAUUAAUUCAUUUAGUGAUGAGACUAUGGUCCGGAUCUUCUCCUCAAUCAUGUCGCUUUACCUUAGAACUCAUGGAUUUUCUCCAGAGUACUUUUCAAUAGGGAACCAAAUAGUCAGCGGGACCAUGGAGAUAUAUAAGCUAUCCAUGGAGAAUCUUUUGCCCACUCCUGCAAAAUCUCAUUAUACAUUCAACUUGCGUGAUUUUGCUCGCGUCAUCCGGGGUUGCUUACUCAUCGAAAGAGAUGCCGUGGAGUCCAAGCACACCAUGAUCCGCCUGUUUGUGCAUGAGGUUCUCCGUGUGUUUUAUGAUCGCCUCAUCAAUGACAUUGAUCGAUACUGGCUCUUCAGGUUAAUUAAAACUGUCAUAAAGGAUCAUUUUAAAGAAUCAUUUGAUGGUGUCUUCGCACACUUGAGGAAAGAGAAUGCGCCCGUAACUGAAGAGGAUUUAAGAAGUCUCAUGUUUGGUGAUUACAUGAAUCCUGACCUUGAAGGAGAUGAUAGAGUUUAUAUUGAAAUUCCAAACAUUCAGCAUUUUCAUGACAUUGUUGACCAGUGCUUGGAUGAGUAUAACCAAACUCACAAAACGAGAAUGAACCUUGUUGUGUUUAGGUAUGUGUUGGAGCAUUUAUCGAAAAUAUGUCGAAUUCUAAAGCAGUCUGGUGGAAAUGCUUUGCUUAUUGGACUGGGAGGAAGCGGCCGACAAUCUUUGACUCAUUUGGCUACAUCGAUGGCAAAAAUGCUUAUUUUUCAACCAGAGAUUUCUAAGAGCUAUGGUAUGAAUGAGUGGAGAGAGGAUCUAAAGGGUUUGCUGAGAAAUGUAGGUAUGAAAGGCCAGAAGACAGUGUUUCUCAUCACAGACACUCAGAUCAAAGAGGAAGCUUUCCUGGAAGACAUCGACAGUGUGCUCAAUACUGGAGAGGUGCCCAACAUCUUCGCAGCAGACGAGAAGCAGGAAGUGAUGGAGGGAGUUCGCCCGGUGGCUCAGGCUGGCAAUAAGCAUGACGAACUGAGCCCCUUGGCCCUGUUUGCUUUCUUCGUGAGCCGCUGCAAGGAUAACCUUCAUGUUGUGGUGGCCUUUAGCCCUAUUGGAGAUGCCUUUCGCAAUCGUUUGAGGCAGUUCCCAUCGCUCAUCAACUGCUGCACUAUCGACUGGUUUCAGCCAUGGCCUGAAGAUGCUCUUGAACGUGUAGCUGUGAAUUUCUUAGAAACACUGGAGCUUACUGAUAAUGAACGACAAGAGGUUGUUUCAAUAUGUAAAUACUUUCACACCUCCAUUAUGGAUCUUUCAGAAAGGUUCCUACAAGAGUUAGGACGACAUAACUAUGUGACAGCCACUUCUUACCUUGAACUUAUUGGCUCAUUUCGCCAGCUCUUGACUAAGAAACGGCAGACUGUCAUGGAAGCGAAACAGCGCUACGUAAACGGGCUUGACCAGUUAGCGUUUGCCGAGUCUCAGGUUGGCGAGAUGAAGCUGGAGCUAGUUGAGCUGCAACCCAAGCUGGAGGAUGCUAAGAUUGAAAAUGCCCGGAUGAUGCAGGUUAUUGAGAUAGAAUCUGCACAGGUGGAAGCAAAGAGAAAGUUCGUAAAAUUAGAUGAAGAGAUAGCCAGUGGGAAGGCCGAGGAGGCUCAAGCGCUGAAAAACGAGUGUGAGAAUGACCUAGCCGAGGCCAUCCCAAGUUUGGAAGCAGCUUUGUCGGCACUGGACACCCUCAAGGGAAGUGAUAUCACAAUUGUGAAAUCAAUGAAGAAUCCUCCAGCUGGUGUUAAACUCGUGAUGGCUGCUGUGUGUGUCAUGAAAGAUAUAAAACCAGAAAAAAUUUCAGAUCCUUCAGGAACUGGAGGCAAGAUAUUUGAUUACUGGGGACCUAGCAAAAAACUUCUGGGAGAUAUGAAUUUUUUAAGAGAUCUGAGAGACUAUGACAAGGACAACAUUCCAGUGACUGUAAUGCAGAAGAUUCGAAGUGAAUAUUUGACAAACCCUGAAUUUGACCCCCCUAAGGUUGCGAAGGCUUCUUCUGCAGCUGAGGGCCUGUGUAAGUGGAUCAUGGCCAUGGAGGUGUACGACAGAGUGGCCAAGGCUGUGGCUCCUAAGAAAGCACGCUUGGCAGAAGCUCAGAAGUCCUUAGGUGAGACAAUGGAGCUACUGAAUCAGAAGAGAAGUGAACUGGCAGAAGUAGAGCAUCAUCUGGAAAAUUUACAAAAGACAUUUAUUGAGAAAACAGUGGAAAAGGCUGCCUUAGAAGAUCAGGUGGAACUCUGUGCUAAGAAACUUGAAAGAGCCUCAAAACUAAUUGGAGGACUAGGUGGAGAAAAAUCAAGGUGGUCUCAAGCCGCAGAUGACCUUCAAAUAACCUAUGAAAACUUAACCGGUGACGUCUUGGUGUCAGCAGGAGUCAUAGCCUACCUCGGUGCUUUCACUUCUGGCUUUCGACAAACUUGUACAAAUGACUGGAGCAUGUUAUGCAAGGAGAAAAGAAUCCCAUGUUCAGAGGAGUUCUCAUUGAGUAAAACCCUGGGUGACCCAGUAAAAAUUAGAGCUUGGAACAUUGCUGGAUUACCAACAGAUACAUUCUCCAUAGAUAAUGGCGUGAUUGUUAACAACUCUAGACGAUGGCCUUUAAUGAUUGACCCCCAGGGUCAAGCCAAUAAAUGGAUCAAAAACUCUGAGAAAGAAAAUCAGCUUAAUGUCAUUAAACUAUCAGACGCUGACUACAUGAGAACAUUGGAAAACUGCAUUCAGUUUGGAACCCCACUUCUACUAGAAAACGUUGGUGAAGAACUGGACCCGUCUUUGGAGCCUUUGCUACUUAGACAAACUUUUAAACAAGCUGGCAUAGAUUGUAUCCGACUUGGUGAAGUCAUCAUUGAAUAUUCCUUUGAUUUCAAGUUCUAUAUCACCACAAAAUUAAGAAAUCCACACUACAUGCCAGAACUGGCAACAAAAGUGUCUUUGCUCAAUUUCAUGAUAACCCCAGAAGGGCUUGAAGACCAGCUACUGGGAAUCGUUGUUGCAAAAGAGAGACCAGAAUUAGAAGAGGAACGAAAUGCUCUCAUUCUUCAGUCGGCAGCUAAUAAGAAGCAGCUGAAAGAUAUCGAGACAAAGAUCUUGGAAACAUUAUCAUCGUCAGAAGGGAACAUUUUAGAAGAUGAAAGUGCCAUCAAAGUCUUAGACUCUGCCAAACUCAUGUCCAAUGAGAUAACAAAGAAACAGCAGGUUGCAGAAAAAACAGAGGUCAAAAUAGCAGAGUCCCGAGAAGGCUACAGAUCCAUUGCUAAGCACUCAUCAGUAUUAUUCUUCAGCAUUGCAGACCUCGCGAACAUCGACCCCAUGUAUCAGUACUCUCUCACCUGGUUCGUGAACCUUUACAUCAACUCCAUUCACGACAGUAAUAAAUCUAAAAUUUUGGAAAAGCGCCUACGAUAUUUAAAUGACCAUUUCACAUACAACUUGUAUUGUAACAUAUGCCGAUCGUUAUUUGAAAAGGACAAGUUGCUGUUUUCCUUCUUAUUAUGUGCCAACCUUCUUCUGGCGAAGAAAGAGAUUGAAUACCAAGAACUGAUGUUUCUUCUAACUGGAGGAGUGAGUCUGAAGAGUGCUGAUCCAAACCCGGAUCCAAGCUGGCUACAGGACAAAAGCUGGGAGGAAAUCUGCCGAGCCAGCGAAGUCCCUGUCUUCCAAGACCUCAAGAAGCAUUUUUGUGAAAACAUCCAACAGUGGCGGAAAAUCUAUGACAACAAAGAGCCGCAUAAUGCGAAAUUUCCAGAACCCAUGGAUAAGCAGCUAAACGAACUACAGAAAAUAAUAAUUCUUCGGUGCUUAAGACCUGAUAAGAUAACCCCAGCUAUAACAAAUUAUGUAACUGACAAAUUAGGCAAAAAGUUUGUAGAACCGCCACCAUUUGACUUGACGAGGAGUUAUUUGGAUUCAAACUGCACCAUUCCCUUAGUUUUUGUGUUGUCUCCAGGAGCAGAUCCUAUGGCUAGCCUGCUCAAAUUUGCAAAUGAUAAAUCUAUGUCUGGAAAUAAGUUUCAAGCCAUUUCACUGGGACAGGGCCAAGGGCCAGUUGCAGCCAAAAUGAUUAAGUCUGCAAUAGAAGAAGGUACUUGGGUGUGCCUGCAGAACUGCCACCUGGCUGUCUCCUGGAUGCCCACGUUAGAAAAAAUAUGCGAAGACUUUUCCCCUGAAGUCUGCAACUCAACCUUUCGGCUUUGGCUCACAAGCUAUCCAUCGCCAAAAUUCCCAGUAACAAUUCUACAGAAUGGAGUAAAGAUGACUAAUGAACCACCCACAGGUCUCCGGCUAAAUCUCCUGCAGUCAUACCUCUCUGACCCAGUUUCUGACCCUCAGUUUUUCAAGGGAUGUCCUGGCAAAGAGCUGGCAUGGGAGAAGUUGCUCUAUGGUGUUUGUUUUUUUCAUGCCCUUGUACAAGAAAGAAAGAAAUUUGGUCCUCUUGGUUGGAAUAUUCCAUAUGGAUUUAAUGAAUCAGAUCUACGCAUCAGUAUCCGACAACUACAGUUGUUUAUAAAUGAGUACGACACAAUUCCACUUGAGGCCGUCUCUUACCUGACUGGAGAGUGUAACUACGGGGGACGAGUGACAGAUGACUGGGACAGGCGCCUUCUGCUCACCAUGCUGGCUGACUUCUACAACCCGCUCAUUGUUGAAAGCCAGCAUUAUAGGUUUUCUCCCAGUGGAAACUAUGUUGCACCUCCCAAAGGCACUUACGAGGACUAUAUUGAAUUCAUUAAGAAACUUCCCAUGACUCAGGAACCAGAGAUAUUUGGAUUACAUGAAAAUGUUGACAUCUCCAAAGAUCUCCAGCAAACGAAAAUUUUGUUUGAGUCUUUGCUCCUCACCCAGGGAGGCUCCAAGCAGACAGGAUCCUCAGGAAGUGCAGAUCAGAUGCUGUUGGAAAUUGCCGAAGACAUACUCAACAAUCUUCCACGUAACUUUGACACUGAAACAGCACUGCUGAAAUAUCCAGUGAGGUAUGAAGAGAGCAUGAACACCGUGUUAGUACAGGAAAUGGAGCGAUUUAACAAUCUAAUCAGAACUAUACGGAAUACUCUCCAGGACCUUAAAAAGGCCAUUAAAGGUUUGGUUGUAAUGGAUUCUGCAUUAGAAGCACUUUCAAGUAGUUUACUUGUUGGGAAGGUUCCAGAAAUGUGGGCCCAACGAUCAUACCCAAGCCUCAAGCCCCUAGGAAGUUACAUAACAGAUUUUCUAAAUCGGUUGAGCUUUUUACAGGACUGGUAUAACUUAGGAAAACCCUCCGUGUUUUGGCUGUCAGGUUUCUUUUUCACCCAAGCCUUUUUAACUGGAGCUAUGCAGAAUUAUGCCAGAAAGUACACCAUACCUAUUGAUUUACUAGGAUAUGAAUUUGAGGUUAUUCCUUCUGACAACUCCGAUGAAUCCCCAGAAGAUGGCGUUUAUAUCCACGGACUCUACCUUGAUGGAGCACGCUGGGAUAGGACCAGUGGAUUGCUUGCUGAACAAUAUCCCAAGCUUCUGUUUGAUCUGAUGCCCAUCAUAUGGAUAAAACCAACUCCAAAGUCUCAGAUUCUGAAAUCAAGUGCCUAUGUCUGUCCCCUCUACAAGACAAGUGAACGGAAAGGAACUCUUUCCACCACAGGACACUCUACUAAUUUUGUCAUUGCAAUGUUGUUAAAAACGGAUCUGCCAUCCCAACACUGGGUCAAGCGUGGUGUGGCGUUGCUAUGUCAAUUGGAUAACUAA
Molecule: messenger RNA, 11972 nt
Organism: Jaculus jaculus (lesser Egyptian jerboa)
Lineage: Eukaryota; Metazoa; Chordata; Mammalia; Rodentia; Dipodidae
Gene: Dnah12
Product: dynein axonemal heavy chain 12
Exons: 74
Coding region: 93-11972 (3959 amino acids)
Biological process (GO): microtubule-based movement
Cellular component (GO): dynein complex
Molecular function (GO): dynein light intermediate chain binding; ATP binding; minus-end-directed microtubule motor activity
Source: RefSeq, a predicted model, not a curated record